This is a messenger RNA of Bacidia gigantensis, 552 nucleotides long. RefSeq lists its product as uncharacterized. Gene Ontology annotation, cellular component: precatalytic spliceosome. Bases 1 to 552 code for a protein of 183 amino acids. Gene Ontology annotation, biological process: RNA splicing. The transcript is spliced from 4 exons. The record is from RefSeq and is a predicted model, not a curated record. Lineage: Eukaryota; Fungi; Ascomycota; Lecanoromycetes; Lecanorales; Ramalinaceae.
AUGAAGAUCGGAAUGGGAGGCCACCGCGCGAAACCGAGCGUCCAAGGUCACGGUCUCGGGAGAGAAGAAGAGAUCGCAGAGAUUACAGCAGAUCGCGAUCACGAGAGCGGGGAUACAGUAAGCGGGAUCAUCAAAAACCUAGAAGCUAUUCUCGAGAGCGGACAGCAAGGCGACAAAAGGAUCGAAGUCGCAGUAGAGAAAGACAUAGACCUGUUCGAGAUCACCGUUCGCGCCCCCGCGGUCGAAGACCCGAUCCUCAACGACCUGAACCGGGGCCUCAUAAAAACACUCCUCCAAACCCUAAACCCAAUGGUGCCCAACCCGCAGGAAGUUAAAACGCACCCAAAUGGGGACAUGGAAAUAGAUGAAAACCCCGAAGAAGCGGAAAUGAGACGGAUGCUGGGUUUUGGCGGCUUCAAGACAACGAAGAAUACCAAAGUGAAGGGCAACAAUGUAUAUGGGGUCAGGAAAGAGAAUAAGAUCGAAUACAGGCAAUACAUGAACCGUGUCGGAGGAUUCAACCGGCCAUUGAGUCCGUCUAGACAACAGUAG